Brassica oleracea var. oleracea is the source of this 714-nucleotide messenger RNA. RefSeq lists its product as uncharacterized. NCBI's taxonomy places the organism in Eukaryota, Viridiplantae, Streptophyta, Magnoliopsida, Brassicales, Brassicaceae. The transcript is spliced from 3 exons. The record is from RefSeq and is a predicted model, not a curated record. The coding region runs from base 1 to 714 and encodes 237 amino acids.
AUGCUGGAUGAUGCUGCAAAGAAAGGGAAAAUAGGAUACCAUCCAAGAUGCAAAAAUAUUGAUCUCACACAUCUCUGCUUCACGGAUGAUUUGAUGAUAAUUACUGACGGCACGAGAAGCUCUAUUGAUGGGAUUAUUAAGAUCUUUGAGGACUUUGAUAAGAUGAAUCAGAGAGGGGAAGAGAUAUUACGGCAGUUCCAGUUUGCUACGGGGAAGCUACCUGUUCGCUACCUUGGUAGACUUCAGCUGAUCAACUCUGUUAUUAGAAGCCUCACAAACUUUUGGAUGGCAGCCUUUCGAUUAUCUAGUGGAUGUAUAAAGGAGAUAGAGAGAAUCUGUUCUGCUUUUCUAUGGUCUGGUCCAGAGCUAAAUGGCAGGAAAGCUAAGAUAUCAUGGGAGGACAUUUGCAAGAUGAAAUAUGAAGGAGGGCUGGGAUUGAGACCGUUAAUGGAGGUGAAUCAGGUUAGCUGCCUCAAACUCAUUUGGAGAAUUCUAUCUGCUCACUCGCUUUGGGUGAAUUGGAUCAAGAUUUAUCUUAUUAGAAAAGGCUCACUUUGGACGGUUAGAGAUAAUACACAGAGUGGAUCUUGGAUGUGGAGAAAGGUUCUCAAGAGUAGAGAGAUGGCAAAGCAUUUCUACAGAGUAGAGGUGGGUAAUGGUCGAGGAACUUCUUUCUGGUAUGAAAUGUGGAAUCCAAUGGGUCGUUUGAAGUAA